AUACCUACGAACCUAACUUAUAGGUAAAUACUAAAUAUAUUUAAUACAUUAUUGUCUAUUUUCCUAUUUCAUAUUUUUAUUUAUAGGAUUUCAUUUCGUGGUUUUCAAAAGUUUUAGCAAUAUCGCAUACUAUUAAACAAAUUUUUUUUUUUCGGAUUAAGGCUUCGACUUCUGAGGUCAUUAGCUUGGUACUAUGAAGAGGGGCGUUGAUUGAAACACGUUUGAUGAGUGGCAAGGAUGUGUUGCUAAAAACUCAGGUGGUCACCCAUCCGAGUUCUAACAACGACGGCCGGUACGUCGUACUCUUGAACGUUGCCGCAGACGAGCGUGCAACCGGUCCUCACCAAGCUACCAUCAAUAUUUUAUAUGAUAAACGAAAAACAAUGUUUGGUCGACUUAGACUUAAGACAUACAUCAGGAGUACAAUGAGUCAAACACGGUUGAAUGAUAUUGCCAUUCUUCAUUUGCACCGUGAUGAAGAAAUAAAUGUAGAAACUGUCGCAAACCAAUUCAUCGACAUUUCCAAAGUGCGGAAAAAUACAUUUUCUUUAUAAAAUGUGUAACUUUCAAAAUAAAUUGGCAUUUUUUAAUUUUUGUCUUAUGA
Myzus persicae (green peach aphid) is the source of this 604-nucleotide messenger RNA. RefSeq lists its product as uncharacterized. Bases 225 to 554 code for a protein of 109 amino acids. The record is from RefSeq and is a predicted model, not a curated record. The transcript is spliced from 2 exons. NCBI's taxonomy places the organism in Eukaryota, Metazoa, Arthropoda, Insecta, Hemiptera, Aphididae.